UUUCCACUUAUUUUGACACACACGAAUCUGAAAGCCGAAGUGAACUGUCAUGGUAUUGCCAGGCGCAAUAUUUAUAUAUAAAAGUAUUAUAACAGAUUGUGAAAUUGAAGUGAAAAUAAAAUCAAAACUUUAUAAAGUCGUCAGUGUCAAAAUAAAUAUUGAAAAAACCUUUGGUUGGCUAGUUGUGAUUGUGUAUUCGAUGGUUCAUUGGGAAAUACAAAAUUUAAAGUGACAGAAUAAAGCGCCAAAUCUAUUAAAAACAUGAAACUAUAAACAUUUAAAAUAGAUGCAAUGAAUAAACCGAGUAGCGAGUGUUUUAAAUCCCAAUGUAUUUUAAAAACCACAGGGAAUGAGAAUAAGCCUUUUGAAUGUGUACCGCUGUUGUUGUUGGACGUCAAACGUUGUAGCGCAUCUUCGCCAACAGUUUUCGAAGCAUUUGAUGGCAAAACAUGUUUUCGUACAAUUAUGAUACACGGACGGAUUGUGGGUAAAAUGAUACCGAGCAAAAAAACUGGUCACUACAGGUUUGAAAUUGAUGACAACACCUCAGUUUUGCCUCUGCUUAUUCCGAAAAAAGAAGCAGAUAUUCUCGAAUUGCAACGCUUGCGAAAUGAAGUGUCUGCAAGGAAGUCAGUUAAGGAGCAUAAACACAUUUUAACUGCUUUACAGCAGUUGCUGAACAAAACUAGAAAACAACUUGAUCCAUCUAGUAUUUCCGUUGGCGACAAAAUAUUUGUUUUUGGAAAACCCGAUUUUGUUCGUGACCAAGUGGGCAUAUUCGGCUUUAAGUGGGAUAUCGACAGCGGUUCCGACAGAAUUAUGGAACUAGCUUUCAAAGACGAAGUAAUUGAGUGGUAUAUGAAUAUUUAUAGAAUAACAAGAAGAUAAAAGUUGGGUUUAAUGAUCGGUUUACUAUUUUUAUUAUUUAAUGGUUUGUAUGUUUAAAAUUUAAAUAAAAAAUAUUAAUCCUCGCUUA
Messenger RNA from Zeugodacus cucurbitae (melon fly), 976 nucleotides. RefSeq lists its product as uncharacterized. The coding region runs from base 292 to 888 and encodes 198 amino acids. Lineage: Eukaryota; Metazoa; Arthropoda; Insecta; Diptera; Tephritidae. The transcript has 2 exons. The record is from RefSeq and is a predicted model, not a curated record.